Molecule: messenger RNA, 1251 nt
Organism: Closterium sp. Naga37s-1
Lineage: Eukaryota; Viridiplantae; Streptophyta; Zygnematophyceae; Desmidiales; Closteriaceae
Source: the annotation of a GenBank genome assembly
AUGCCCGUGAUUAGCCUCCUCUCGCCUCUCCGCGCGGCCUCCUCUCGCCUCUCCGCGCGGCCUCCUCUCGCCUCUCCGCGCGGCCUCCUCUCGCCUCUCCGCGCGGCCUCCUCUCACCUCUCCGCGCGGCCUCCUCUCGCCUCCCCGCGCCGUCUCCUCUCGCCUCCCCGCGCGGCCUCCUCUCGCCUCUCCGCGCGGCCUCCUCUCGCCUCCUCUCGCCACUCCGCGCGGCCUCCUCUCGCCUCUCCGCGCGGUCUCCUCUCGCCUCUCCGCGCGGCCUCCUCUCGCCUCCCCGCGCGGCCUCCUCUCGCCUCUCCGCGCGGCCUCCUCUCCCGUCCCUUUGCCCUCGCUACCUCCUCCCAUCGCCAUCACUUCCCCCUCCCGUCGCCCUCUCUUCCCCCUCCCAUCGCCCUCGCUUCCCCCUCCCAUCGCCCUCGCUUCCCCCUCCCAUCGCCCUCGCUUCCCCCUCCCAUCGCCCUUGAUUCCCCCUCCCGUCGCCCUUGCUUCCCCCUCCCGUCGCCCUCGCUUCCCCCGCCCAUCGCUAGUCCACUUGCGCCAUCUUCGCUGGUUCACUUGCGCCAUCUGUCAGUGUGGGGCAGCAGCAUCACCAACGCCUCUGCGCCGCUGCUCCCAUUUCCCCCACUCCCACCAUCCUCUUUCCACCCCCGCCUCUCCCCCUUCGCCUGCAGUCGCUCGUUCACUUGCGCCAUCUGUCAGUGUGGGGCAGCAGCAUCACCAACGCCUCUGCGCCGCUGCUCCCUUUUCCCCCACUCCCACCAUCCUCUUUCCACCCCCGCCUCUCCCCCUUCCCCUGCAGUUGCUCGUUCACUUGCGCCAUCUGUCAGUGUGGGGCAGCAGCAUCACCAGCGCCUCUGCCUCGCUGCUCCUCGCCUUCCCCCGCCUGCUCUCCGCCAACCUCGCCUGGACUGCCCUCUCCCACCUCCCCGCCCACCCCUCCCUCACCGCCCUCCACCUCUCCCACUGCCCCCUGCUUUCCAUUGGCUUCCCUCUCCCCUCCUCCUCAUCCUCUCCCUCCGCCUCCAAUCCUUCCACCUCUCACUCCUCCUCCUCUUCCUCCUUCCCCCUCACUCAUCUGGUUCUCUCUGGUGCCUCAAUCGCUCCUCCCUCCUCCCUCUUCCCUCCUCUCCUCCUCGCCUUCCUCACUCACCUCACCUCGACCCCUCUACUGCUGCUGUCCCUGACGCCCUUCUGUUACACCUCGCCCACUCCCUUCCCCACACGGUACGUUAG